AUAGUCGGUAGCAUAAUAGUAUUUUAUGAAUUAUGACGUCAUAAACAGCAAAUAACAGUGACGUAUUUCACAACUUCCGCUCUUCAGCAGAGGUGUUUGUGUUAUUUUGAGUCAAAGUUCAACAUGAAUCUCCCCUAAUGAGUGUUAUUGUGGAACAGUUACGAUAUUUUCCCGAUUGUCAAUUGUUAUCACCUCAUUUACCAACGCAACAUGCUAAUCACACCCAAGAAUAUGUGUGGCAGCGAAGUCUAAAAUCAAAGCGUGAUCUGACAAGGUAGAACAUGGAUAUAGGAUAACACAACGGACUUCAGCUACAUUGACUCUGGACUAAACAGCAAGGAGACAGGAUGAAGUUUGCAGAGCAUUUGGGGGCUCAUAUCACCCCAGAAUGGCGGAAACAGUAUAUUCAGUAUGAAGCCAUGAAGGAGAUGCUGUAUGAAGCUCAGGAACAAGCUCCAUCACUGGAAGUUGUGGAUCAGAGUACCAUCCAGAGAUACUUUGCCCGCUUUGAUGAGAAGUUCUUCCAGUUCUGUGACAAGGAGCUUGCCAAGAUUAACACCUUCUUCUUAGAGAAACUCUCUGAGGCCAACAGGAAGUAUGCAAACCUCAAGUCUGAGCUGCAAGCGUACAUGGAGCAUGAGUUGAAAACAUCUGGAAGCAGCAAUCUACGUAGACGGCGGCCGAGCAUUUACGCUCGCUUUAAGGAUAAGGAGAGCGCGGGGAUGACGCACAUGAGGAAGCUCCACGACCUGAAGCUGGCAUUCAGUGAGUUCUACCUGAGUCUCAUUCUCCUGCAGAACUACCAGACUCUUAACUUCACCGGCUUCAGGAAGAUCCUCAAGAAACAUGACAAGCUGAUGCAGACAAGCCGGGGCGUCGAGUGGAGGCAGACCCACGUGGAGUCGGCCCCCUUCUACACCAACAAGGAGGUGGACCAUCUCAUCAAGGACACAGAGCAAAGCGUGACGAGUGAGCUGGAAGGUGGAAACAGACAGAAGGCCAUGAAGAGACUGAGAGUGCCGCCCCUUGGGGACCAGCAAAAUCCGUGGACCAACUUCAAAGUGGGAUUGUUUCUGGGCAUGUUUUCAAUCCUCAUCAUUGUCGUCAUCCUUGCAGCUGUGUUCACGGACCACCAUGCGGACUGGGAGCCAGCGCUGCGCAUGUACCGCGGGAUGUUCCUGCUCAUCUUCAUCCUCUUCCUCCUGGGGGUCAACACGUACGGCUGGAGGUCAUCCGGGGUCAACCAUGUGCUCAUCUUCGAGAUCGACCCACGCCAUCAUCUGACACAUGCUCAGUUGCUAGAGCUCGCAUCAUUCCUGGCCGUGGUGUGGGCGUUGAGUGUGCUGUGCUACCUGUUCAGCCCCACCGUCUCCAUCCCGUCGAUGGUGUUCCCGCUGUCCAUGGCGGGGAUGUUGAUGCUGUUCCUCAUCAACCCCUUCAAGAUCUUCUACUAUCGAGCCCGCAUGUGGCUCCUCCGGGUACUGUUCCGUAUCUUCACUGCUCCGUUCCACCAUGUGGGCUUCGCAGACUUUUGGCUGGCUGAUCAGCUCAACAGCCUGGCCACCGUGCUGCUUGACUUCGAAUACCUCAUCUGCUACUUCGCCUUUGAGGUGGAGUGGCUGGGCAACGAUACAGAGAAGGUGUGCACCAAGAGUAUCUAUGGUAUCCGUGCGGUGGUUGGUUGUCUUCCUGCCUGGUUCCGAUUUGCUCAGUGCCUUCGGCGUUACCGUGACACCAAGCUCCUGUUCCCCCACGUGGUCAACGCGGGGAAGUACUCCACCACCUUCUUCGUCAUGCUCUUCUCCACACUGUACAAGAUACAUAGAGAGGAGUACAGCGAGGAUUACCGACAGAACAGUGUGUUCUUCUACUUGUGGUUGGUGGCGGCAGUGGCUAGCUCUUGCUACACCUACACCUGGGACAUCAAGAUGGACUGGGGACUGUUUGACAAAAAUGCUGGUGAAAACAAAUUUCUCAGGGAGGAAAUUGUCUAUGCUUUUAAGGCGUACUACUACUUUGCAAUUGUGGAAGAUUUCAUCCUCAGAUUCACAUGGUCGCUGUCUGUGUCUAUAGGAGAGGGUCUCAUUAUUCACAACGAAAUACUUAAAACAAUACUUACAUUGUUAGAGGUGUUCAGGCGGUUUGUGUGGAAUUUCUUCCGUCUGGAGAACGAGCAUCUAAACAACUGUGGUCAGUUCCGAGCGGUCCGAGACAUCUCCAUUGGACCAAUUGACUCGAGCAAUGAGAUGCAGAUCGUGGAGAUGAUGGACGAACUCUAUGGUGCUGACUCAAGGCGGUACGAGAAACGAGGAAAACUCCUCGCUAACAGAUCAAAGAAAGACACUCGCCUGUGGGUGGACGAGGAUGAGGAGAGGACCCCCCUCAUGCCCAAGAUGAAGGGGUUGUGAUCUACUCUCUGCUGAACCACAUUAUCGAUGUCGGACUGAGUGGUGGAACAGCUCUUGGCCCACUUGCACAAACCGAUCUUAGCACUAAGAUUAUCGUAAGCCUAUGUUAAAGUAUGUGAGUUACGAUCAUCUUAGCGCUAAGAUCGCUUUGUUCAAGUGGGCCCAGGUCUACAGUGGUCAUUCUGCUCCGAACACCCCAGUAGGAGGUACUGAGUCCAGAGGAUAUUUCUCAAUGCUGACUGUGAUGAAAUACAAGACCAGCGAAUGGUACACCUCAGACCUUGGAAGUUGACAGUUCUGUUGUUUAUACAUGAGCAGACUUGUACAAUCAACUCUACAGUUUGAUCUUACUUAUGUUGACAUAUUAUUUCUCUCAUGUUUCAAUUUGUGUGUCUCUCUCAAGAUAUUGAGAAUCUGGAAGCUGCAUCAACGUUUCUUUUACUUGCAGCUGUGUGUGAGGGGCGUUUUAGUUCCUGCAAAUGUGUGUUUCAAGUGUCUUAAUCUGUGUCCUAUCAUUUGAUGAAGACCACAAAAGACACUGCUCACUGCUUUACAAUUCAUUGUUGGGAGAGGAGUUGUCUUUCUCUCAUUUCAGGGAUGGAAAUUAACCAAUAACAUCUAUGCGCCCAAAUAGUGAAAACAUGCUGCAAUACGCCCCAAACUGUAUGAAUCAGAUAAGAUCUGGGGUAGAACAGGUCUUCAGCAACCCAUGUUUGCUGUAAAAGGCGACUAUGCUUGUUGUAAGAGGCGACUAACGGGAUCGGGUCCCCAGGCUCGCUGACUUGGUUGAUGCAUGUCAUCGUAUGCCAGUUGCAUAGAUAGAUGCUCAUGAUAUCAGUCACUGGAUUGUCUGAUCCAAACUCGAUUAAAAAACAAACAAACGAAAAUGUAUGAAAUUCUACUCGCCCUGCAUUAAGCAACUGGUCUGGGCUAGCGCUAAUUUUCAUCCCUGAUAGCAUUUGACAAAUAGGACCAAGAACUAGUUUGUGAGGAUGAGGUUUAAGUUGACGGACUUACUGAUUGUGUUAGUGUACAUGUUGUCUCGGUAUCAGACCAUCCUUUCUUAAAGGGGGAAUAUGCUCAGGCCAAAUAACAGUCCUAGAAAGUGGAUUUAAGUCUUUCAAGUACCACAUGUUUGUCUGCUAUGUUAUGAUGUGUAUGGGGGCGGUCGGGUAGCCUAGUGGUUAAAGUGUUCGCUCGUCACGCCGACGACCCUGGUUCGAUUCCCGACAUGGGUACAAUGUGUGAAGCCCAUUUCCGGUGUCCCCCGCCGUGAUAUUGCUGGAAUAUUGCUAAAAGCGGCGUAAAACCAUACUCACUCACUCACUCACUAUGAUGUGUAUGAAUGCAUCAGUGAAGGACUAUCAAGAUUACACAGAGACAGUGUCUCAGUAUCACACAUGGCAGUAGGGGCGUUACAAUACGAUUACACAGUACAGUAUGUAUCGUGAUACUUAAUUUUCUCGAUUACAUGUGUGAAAUUCUCCAUGUUCAGUGCUGUCCUUUUGACAAGAGGUUGUAGCUAUCGACCACGGCCCCGUUUCACAAAGCGAUCAAAGCACUAAGGUGAUCGUAACUCACAUACUUUAACACAGACUUGCGACAAUCGUAGCGUAUGAUCUCUAAGGUGAAUGGUGGUCACUUUGUGUUAACUGAUUAUUUAAUUAGGACUUGUUAUUAUGCAGUCAGUAUUAGCAUUUUGCUGGUUCGUCGUAAAUGGUAAGCCCAAGCAGUUAUCAGGACGGGUCAUUGCAAACCUUGGUAAAUAGGACUUUGAAAAUAAAUACAAAAUUUAAUUAUGAAUCAAUGCAUGUGUAAGAGUAUGAUGAAUGGAUUUGGCGGGUGUAAAUUCACAAUGUUUCGGUGACUGGUGAUGUCCUUACUGUUGUAACAUUGGUCAGACGUAUAGUCUGGAAGGUAAUUUAAGGUACCGACGUUUCGUACAAUAUCUGAAUAAUUAUUGGAAAAUACCAGCCCGUGGAGGAUAGUCCCUCUUUAAGACAAAUAAUGUUACGACCAGUGCGACUUAUUGUCUCUAUUUUUUCCUUUUCUAAGAAAUGCUAUGAUCAAUUUUGAUGUCUCCUCUUUGUGUGUGACAUAUUGUCAUGGAGUUGAUGCUAGAUGAUGCUAAUGAAGAUGUCUCUGUCUUCCACAUUGCUUUAUUACAACACAGUGACUGUGCUCAGACUAUUAUCGUCCUUGUUCCAGCGUGAGGGUACUGGCUGGAUAAUCCCGGGUCGUGGUCGACACCGGAUGUAGGCUCCCCUAUCUCGACUCUUUAAAACAACACAUAACUGAUACACCUUGGUCAAAGGCCGACCCUACGAUAUUAACAACAUACAGCCGAUAUAAAUACCCCGGACAUGUCAGAAGUGUUUUGAUUCCAUGCUUCACAGGCAAAGGCAGUUAUUAAAUCUAUCUUGAAAUAGCUAACAUUAGUGACAGCAGAUUUCUAUGCACAAUUAGUAGAUAAUAUUGUAUAUUUUAGUUCAAAAGAUCGUACUAACUUUGGACUAACUCCGAGAAGCUUAACAGUCAACACGCGUUGACCUGACCUUCCUCAUUUGAAUAUGCCAUAUUUGGCAUUUCCUGCUACUCAUUUCAUAGAAAUAUCAGAUCACAUGACAAGCUGGAGAAGUAUGUUUUCAGGACAAGAAACCAUGACCCUCACACCAAUCACUUCGCAUACGAUUUCGCCAAAUUAUUGUUAAUGUUAUUGUAAUAUUGAAUGAAAUUUUGAAUAAAAUUAAUAAAAUAUAUUGCAAACAUUAGUCCAGAUAAACAAUGAACAAAUAUUUUAUAACCAGAUAUUAUAAUAAUAGGAUUAGAUUGUGUACUUCAGUUGGGAUUUGUUGACUGGAAAUUCCAGUGUUACGUGAUCGCAGUGAUCAGCUGAUAAUGUUUUUGAGAUGGGAAAACAUUGUGUCAUUGGAAAACUUGAGUUUGUUUAAAAUUGAAAGUAAAUUUUGGGAGCCAUGCUUUACCGCGGGCUAUAACCGAGUUAGCGCUAUAUUGAAGAGCGCAAUAGAGAGGGAACACUGUAUUUCAAAUUCUCUUGACAGUCGUAAAGUAAAUGUAAUUGUUUAAGUCAUGACAGCUGCAUCACUUGGUGCAAGAGGACCCCAAGUAAUAUGUCUCAUCCCUCCCCUUGCAUCAAUUUGGGUUGCCCACUGACAAGUCCACUUGUCGAGGACUUAGAUGAGACAAAUAUCUCUCCCCUUUGUGUUGGCAGUAACAUUCCUGUUAAUGAUAUGGGUCGGUUGUCUUGUAAAAAGUAAUAAUUUUGUUUUUCAAUAUAAAUCUGGACCCAAGAUGUGUUUAUUUCUUCUUUCAUAAAUAUGUUUAUUCUGUAUAAUGGCCAUAGCCCAUGAAUACUACUCAAAAGAAGUUAAGGACCAUGAUUCUUUCAUAUUACAAUUGUUAAUCUGCCCUGAAAUGAGAGAUUACCUGUAGUAAUAUGAAAGAAUUUGGUGAUCCUUAACUUCUUUUGAGUAGUAUACAUUAAGCUGGGUUCAUUGAGCGUACCAUGUACAGCAUGUAUGACAAGUAUUGAGAUUGUAUCAUACCACAGCAAAGUUCUUUAUAGCUACAAGUAUUAUGUAUCGUACCACAGCAAUAAUUAUAGCCUGCAGACGGGACGAAGCUUCAAAUGAUGGAGGUCACCCUUCUGUUAGGGACUGACUGAGUGAUGCUGAGAUUAUAGCCAGAAGACGGGACGAAGCUUCAGAUGAUGCCCUGCUAUAAAGAGCAAACUGUGUGAAUGUACUGUCUAUUGAGUGGUGGGAGCAGUUCUCAAAUUCAUUGUCAUUUGACCAAUUGCGUGGAUCGAUGCUCAUGAUAUUAAUCACUGUAUUGUCUGGUCCAGACUCGAUUAUUUACAGACCGCCGUCAUAUAGCUGGAAUAUUGCUGAGUGCGGCGUUAAACAACAAACCAACCAACCAACAUUGUCAUUUGAACUUCGAGGGCUGUGAAGACAUUGCUAUAGCUGUGCCUGAUUAGCCAUGAUGAAUUUCCUCAAGCAAGGGUCAAAGGGAGAGAGACUUUGGAAGAGUGUGUACCUUAUUCGACAUAAUAAGCGCCCAGGGCGCUCUCAAAUUUAGAAAUAGGGGGCUCUUAUUCGAAUAUUAUUUUGGUGAAGAGAAAAACAGAGUUGAAAGAUAAAUUUCGUGGUUUAUGCUGACAGCCUGAAAUGUUGAUAUACGACAAAUAUAUUUUUCCAGAAUUUAAUUGCCCAUAAUUAAGGGUGCAUGUAGCACACGAGUGCGUAUUAUACGCGAAUAAAUAAGUUUUUGUUACAUUGAUCAGUCGGAAGGGGUGCUACAUGGGAUUGUUCACUAGCCAAUAUAUUAUCAAAUAUCGCCGUGGACGCUUAUUAGAGCGGGCGCUUAUUACGUCGAAUAUGGUAUAUGUGAUCAUAAUGUUGUUUUAAGGGAUGUGAGUCACAAUGAUUCCUUCCAAAAUUGCUAUCAUAGAUGUGGCUGCGGAGACCCACUGGUAUGUUAGAAUCAACAAAAAGUUAUAAUAUUUGUUUGCUCAAAUUAUGACAUGUAAAUUCUGCUAUUAAUAAUAUUGUCUAAAAUCGAUAUUCGUCUUGUCUCCGUCUCUUGAUAUAUACUGAACAGAAAAAGUUUGAGAUAAUGAAAUAUUUUUUAAUAUGAAAUUAUGUACCCAGUCUUCACUGCAAAAAAAAUAAUAUAAAUAUAUAAAUAUUCAUGAUGCCUAACCUUUUUUGUUCAGUAUUGUUGAUGGUCCGGAUGAGUUGAUAAGAUUUUGCUGUUAUUGUCCAUGUUAUUGCCUUGAUAUUUCUCCAGCCUAUUGAUAGUCAUUUUGCCUAAACAUGUCAACAGUACAUGUAUUUGGAUGUGUGCAAGUUUUUAUAUAUCACUGCUUUAAAAAUUAAGGUGUAUACUGUGACCCUUGACAUUUGCUGUAUAAAUAUGAAUCUAGGGACCUUUUAUAAGGGUCGUGACAAGGACUUUCAUGCUAAUUUGGAACACUGUAUAAUUAUGUGUUAUGUAUAUGUCUUAUCCAAGAAUGUUCAUAUUUGCUGUUGCUGGAGAAUUAUGGGCAUCAAGGAAAGUUAUAUUUUAGACGUACUAGCACAUGUGGUUUUGUGUCAGUCUAGCAAGGCAAUCAUAUAUAGGCUUCCUCUAUGUGGCAUUAAGAGGCCGUAGAAACAGGGUUGACGGGGGUAUUUCAUCUUCUUUAUUCUUUCAGUGUUAUGUUUUGGUAUACAAGCUCGUACCCUUAUAAAGCAAGUCACGUGAUACUGAUACAGUGAUCCCUUGCUACAACACUACCUCGGAGAUCCAAAUAAUCGAUAAGUAUGAAUGACGAUCAGAUGAUGACCAACACUCUCUUUUUUUCUCUUUUUUUGGGGGGGGAGAGUACACAAACAAUAAGUUUACAGAAUAUAGUUCACAUGCAAUCUAAACUACAUACAAGAUUGCAAGUAGAUGACCAACACCUGCUCAGAUACAGUACUACCGCCCGUACUGAAAUGUUGCAUUAAAGAAUAAAGAAGUGGAACUCUAUCCGCCAAUCCUGUCUUCAUGAGGGGGCACGUGUGGCGAAGUCGUCUAAGAUGCCACAAUAGGCUGUGAAGAGUUACCUCCUCUUUGCAUGCCAGGAACCUACGAUCAUGGCUUCAAAUCCCGGUUCCCCUGAUCAUGUUUCUAGGUUUGUUAGCGCCAUACCUGUGCUUGUGGGUUUCACCAAAGUGGUAAAUGUCUAAGAUCUGCCUCACUUAGGGCUUUUCUCCCACCAUGGUAUGACUGGAAUACUGUUCAAAGCAGCUUUAAACCCAACUCACUCACACAUGCCUUGGACAUGUUGUGUGUGAUAAAUAGGAAGGCGUGACAAGCUGUGUAUAAGGGACAUUCUUUUGGGUCAAUCCCCGGAUUUGUAAAUUGAUGAGUUAACUGUGUGGACCUGCAGACUGCUUUAUUUGUCAGUGAUGUAAAUAUUAUCAGGGUUCAUUUCAACAUCGUUAUCAUCCCGAUAGACAAAUUAGCUACACCAUAGAACUUUGUAUGUUGUAAGUAUAUCAGACAUGUUAGAACUGUAAUGGCUUACUUGAUACUGUUUAUGAUACUGUUUGUUCAUAAAACUGAGAAAAUACGUUUAAAUUUUGGGAAAAUUAUAAAUUUUUCAGAAAUCAUUUAACUAUCAGGUGAUCAGGUUUCACUUUGAACUAACACUGUUGAGAAGCCAAUGGCUUCCUGAAAUAUGAAACAAGGCUUUGAACAUAGAUUGUAUUGUUAAAUCUGACAUCAUGGACUCUCCCUUCAUGUGAAUUCAAGUCCUUGAAUAAUCAUGGUUGUUGUUGAGGAGCUUUGCUCCUACUGGUGUAUAAUUUACAGUACAUUUUGUGUUGUUAUGACAAGAUUGUAUGUGAUGUUCGUUGUAUCAUAGUUGAAUGGUGUAUUUUAUUUCUUGUAUUUUGAUUAUCAGGUCUGCAUUUGUCAAAGAUUUGUAUUAAACCAAUACAGCCCAUGCAAGUCUAUAAUGUUUGGCAAGUCUAGAUUACAGAAAAGGAACAAAGCCUCUGGGCUCCUUUUUAUUAUAUUUUAUAACUAUAAUUUACCAACUGUUUUUUCUGUAAAAUAUGUUCAUUUCAGAGACUAGAUGUUAGUCUACAUGUCCUUUUGAGAUGAGGAAUCUGUAUUUACUGUGAUAUAAACAUACAGUUGCACAAACAACAGCACAGUUCCUUCAUAUCCUGAUAAGGUACUAUUACAAGUCCUCUAUUUGUCCAAGAGCACAGCCAAAUACUUGUGUUCCAUGGAAAGGAUAUCAGCACACACAGACCAGCAUGUGCAAACAUCACUUUUCUCUCAAGGCUGAGGAACCCACGACACAGGCCUCUGUAAUUCUUCAUGUACAUGCAGCUCGAGUAACAUUAACGUUUGUGUUUGGAGACAUAGUUAUGUUAUUCUUCUACAUGUGACCCAAAUGAUGAACACCCAUUGGAUGAGAGCGUUUGCUCUGAGAAAUGUUCACUGUCAGCAAUUUCAAGAUAUAACGAUGACUUUGUUCCAAAGCAUGGAAGGCAGAUUGUACAUUGUCUUCAUGUGGGUGGUUGAAAGUUAGAUUUAUCUUGUCAGCUGUUAGUACUGAGCAAUAUGUGCUAGCUAGGAGUUCAACAACACUGACAUCUUUUUAUCAUUUGUGUUUUGUUUUCAAGAAACAGUUUACAUUUUUAUCUGUCAUCGCAUUCAUUGCAUACCAUUUUAACCUUUUGACAAGUAUUGUCUGUACCCACUGAAUUUAGAUGUAUUUAUUUUAAUUUUAUAUAAUUGUAUUUGUGAAUUUAUUUUGAUCUUUGUUCAUGAUUUGCUCAGAUGUUUCAUUCAGUAUACGGAUUGCGGUGGUAGAAAUUGGCACUAGUCCUAUAGUCCUUGCCAAAGUGCCCAAUAGUUAAGGACUAGUAGAAAUUUGCCCUUAUUAAGGGCUGCACUAUAUGUUAUCAUUAUAAGGACUAGUGGACUAAAACUGUUAGUUUCUAUUGCUGCAGAUUGCCUUCCACAGUGUUUAUGAAAGAAUCAGGGUGGUAUAUUUUCAGCAUCUUCAGUAGGAGACAGUAACAUGACCAUGUACAGAUACUCUACAUGCUGUAUUUCAUGGUUCUCCAUGGGGAGAGUAAAACAACUCACAACGUUUAGUUCUCAGACAGACCACUAUGACAUCAUAAGGUUCCACAGAAGUCCAAGAAUGAAAGACUUGGUAGCCAUGGCGACAGUGUGUGAUAGACAAGCUGUAAUGGUCAAGUGGUUUAUUACUGAAUUUCGCAACACUUUCUCUAAGUCAUUGUUCGUCAGGGGGUUGCCAAUGUUUGCAUAAAAUAAUCUAAUAUUUGCAUCAAAUAAUCUAAUACUUGCAUCAUACAUUUGCAUAAAAAAAUCUAACAUUUGCUUUUCUAAUAUUUGCUUAAACUAAUCUAAUAUUUGCUUAAACUAAUCUAAUAUUUGCUUAUGAUAAUCUUAUAUUUGCAUCAAAUAAUCUAACAUUUUUGGCAAAUAAUAUGACAUUUUUAUCAAAUAAUCUAACAUUUGCUUCAUAUAAUCUAAAAUUUGCUUUAAAAUAAUCUAAUAGUUGCUUUAAAUAAUCUAACAUGAAGAUUUGUUCAACCCUGUGAAGAUUUUUAAUUUUGUGUAUUUUACCUGUUACCUCUUGGCACAGAAACCAAGAACAUCUGUACAAUCUGUACAUUUUUGGCAAAUAAUAUGACAUUUUUAUCAAAUAAUCCAACAUUUGCUUCACAUAAUCUAAAAUUUGCUUAAAAUAAUCUAAUAGUUGCUUUAAAUAGUCUAACAUGAAGAUUUGUUCAACCCUGUGAAGAUUUUUAAUUUUGUGUAUAUUACCUGUUACCUCUUGGCACAGAAACCAAGAACAUCUGUACAAUCUUUCAUUUUUGGCAUAUAAUAUGACAUUUUUAUCAAAUAAUCCAACAUUUGCUUCAUAUAAUCUAAAAUUUGCUUAAAAUAAUCUAAUAUUUGCUUUAAAUAGUCUAACAUGAAGAUUUGUUCAACCCUGUGAAGAUUUUUUAUUUUGUGUAUAUUACCUGUUACCUCUUGGCACAGAAACCAAGAACAUCUGUACAGUAAGAACAUGCCUCUGUCUGAAUGGAUCUCUACAUGAUCCACCCGUGCUUAUUGUGUUCAGCAGUUUCAGAUCUCUGGAACUUGCAGACUCAAGAUCUGAUUCUACCUGCUUACAUUUCUCAACCAGAUUCAGUUUUUCUCACUUAAACAUAUUAUUCAUUAUUAUGCUGCAUAUUGUGGGAAUUAAUUAUGGAUGUAAUCAGUUCAUACAUCAUUACCAUGGUUACGAUAUUUUGAAACAGGAGUUAUGGGAAUACUUAGAUGGCUGUACAGGGGUGAAGAGACACCUGCACCUAAAAUUUUAAAUUCCCCUCUUUUAACACAUGUAGUUUCUGUUAUAAGUUCGCAGAUAACAAAGCCAACGGAAAGUACCAAAGGUUAAUUGUGUCAAGACAAGAAAAUGAUCGAACACUUUUUUUUUAAAAGACUGACCAAUCAAAUAUGAGACUGUGCCAAAAGCUUUUGUGUCUACUGCCCAAACUUUAUUUUUUUACAUUAUUUUCAGUGAAAUUUAGUCUCAUGUGGUCUACUAUAAGGUGAUCUUACUAGACCAGAACCAGCUUCGGGAUUAACAUCACGUUUUAAGAUUAUUUCACUUACAUAGAGACGUGCUUGUCUGUUUUUUGUGGGGGGCACGGGUGGCCCAGUCGUCUAAGGCGCCGCGAUUCGCUGUGCAGAGUAGCGUCCCUUGGGCACGCCAGAAACCUGCAUCACUUCGGGCUUUCCUCCCACAUUAAGCUGACACGCCGCGAUAUAACUGGAAUAAUGUUAAAAGCAGCGUUAAAUCCAAAUCACUCACUCACUGUUUUUUGUGUGACUGCUUGUACUAGUCUGGACUAAGGCUGGUUUUAUAGUGCUGGCACACUGAGUUAUCAUGCCACAGUUUCUCCGUUCACCCCACUCAGACACAGUAUAGUUACUCCAAGCCAGUCUCCCUUAAUGCAGAGCACCAGACAGUAACAAACACUGGCUUGGGACUAGUGGCUUAAAGUCACACUCUGAGAUAGUUAGAUGUUAUUGCAAAUAAAAUAUUUCUGAAGGGUGCAGCCUUUAGGUGUCAUGCAGCCCAGGGCUUUGGAUUUAAUUAUGUUGCUGAAAUAGGUACUAGUGUAGGUCAUCAAUCAGACUGGUUGGAGUAAAAUUAGACUGGUGUUCCAUGUUUUGUGCAUCGACACACUGUUGAUUCAAUGUGUGAUAGAUUUAGCCAAUUCUUUGGCUUGGAGGUUUGGGUGAAUAGAAAUGAGAUGAAAAACAGAAAUUGAGCUUCAGAUAUUUAUUUGGGAUAAAGUAGUUUGGGUCGUUCGGUUCAGCAGGGAUUAAUAAAACAAAACAUGUUUAAAGUGCAGGCAGUUUAAGGGGUACAUGUACAUUUUUUAACUUCCAUCAGACAACAUUGUUCUUUGCUCUGGGGUUUUCAAUGGCCAGAAACUUGUACUUGUAUCAUUUUCCGGUUUAGAAUUGGUCUUCAGCAACUCGUGCUUGUCGUAAAAAGCGACUAACGGGAUCAGGUGGUCAGGCUUGCUGACUUGGUAGAUGCAUGUCAUCGUAUCCCAGUUGCGUAGAUUACUGCUCAUGAUGUCAGUCACUGGAUUAUCUAGUAGACUCGAUUCUUUACGGACUGCCAUCAUCAUGUGUCUUUGUUCUCUGGUCAGUCGAAUAUGUAAAAAAAAUAGUGAAGUAUCGCCAAAGCCAACAAUGAACCGUCAUAGCUUACACUACCCAAGAAAUCCUGUAUCUGACAAAUGUAUUGAAACAGAAGAUAAAUAAAUUGGGUCAUGUACAUUGUAGUGUUUCUUCAGAGAAAAAAGAAGGGAAAUGCAAUUGAUUUUAUCCCAAUUGUUCUUGAAUGUGAUCGAGAUGUUCAGUAUUUCAAAUAUACAAAAGUGUUCCAAGAAAUAUGUGCCUUGAAUGUUUCUUUGACCCAACAUUAUCAUUGCCUUCAUCAGUUGUCAUAGUAACAUUGUUCAUAUCAUUGUAUUGUCAUCAUUUACUCAGAAAUGUACCUGUUGAAAGAUUAAUAAAUUUUCUAUAAAAUUA
Haliotis rufescens (red abalone) is the source of this 13049-nucleotide messenger RNA. Its product is annotated as xenotropic and polytropic retrovirus receptor 1-like. Gene Ontology annotation, biological process: phosphate ion transport; cellular response to phosphate starvation. The record is from RefSeq and is a predicted model, not a curated record. The transcript has 16 exons. Gene Ontology annotation, molecular function: inositol hexakisphosphate binding. The coding region runs from base 348 to 2408 and encodes 686 amino acids. Gene Ontology annotation, cellular component: cytoplasm; plasma membrane; Golgi apparatus. NCBI's taxonomy places the organism in Eukaryota, Metazoa, Mollusca, Gastropoda, Lepetellida, Haliotidae.